ACCAUAUUCCCCUAUUUUGAUUGGGUUAGGCAAGUCACAAUUUUCCAUCGCUUAUGUGUCUGUCUGGGGUGUCUCCCUCAUAACAACCCCUACCAUCCGCAACCUUCGACAUCCUUCGACAUCGUGUGGUCGCCAAUCUAGAUUAUCUCAUUAGAUCGUCUCGUACCUUGCAAUGCUCGCGAUAGAGGUCCUAGGAUACCACGUGUGCUCUACACCUGUUCCCGGGCUACCCCAUGCGGCGGCUUUCGACCACCAAAGUUCAGGGUUUUGCGCAGCAGCAGUCGUUGCAAAGACGGUGGAUGUUUCAGAAACUGGAUCUGACGGACGCGAUGAACUGUACUUCCCUGAGCUGGUGGGAGAAUCGACCGAGGAGGAUUGUUGUGAGUUGUUGCUGACUUUGUCUGCUGUUCUUGAGCGUGUCAGCUCUGCAGCAGAGGAUUCAGCAUAUGCAUCCCAUUCCCAGCGCUUGUCACCAUUUGACGGGCUUCGUGUGCCCCUCAUUUCGCUGCGGGACUACAUCCAGCGCAUCAGCAGAUACUCAAAGUGCAGCAACGUGUGCUUCUGCAUGGCAUUCUCCUACCUGCAAAAGCUAGCCCAGGUCGACACAGUGUACAGAUUGACAAGAUCCAAUGCGCAUCGCCUAGUGCUGACCAGCGUUCUGCUCGCUGCCAAACUGAUGGACGACAAUCUGUACAACAACGCUUACUGGGCAAAGAUUGGGGGAGUGUCAGCGGCAGAGCUGAACGAGCUGGAGUUGCUGAUGCUGAAGCAGCUGGGAUACAGCCUGUGUGUGAGUGAGGAGCAAGUGGCACACUGCCUGCGGCAGCUGAAGGUCUUGGCGCGCACGCCUCUGCAUGGAGGCGUGCUUCGGCGGAGCAAGAAACGUGUCAUAGGGGAAGCAGAGCCCCAGUGA
Messenger RNA from Coccomyxa subellipsoidea C-169, 913 nucleotides. Its product is annotated as cyclin-domain-containing protein. The coding region runs from base 173 to 913 and encodes 246 amino acids. The record is from RefSeq and is a predicted model, not a curated record. NCBI's taxonomy places the organism in Eukaryota, Viridiplantae, Chlorophyta, Trebouxiophyceae, Coccomyxaceae. Gene Ontology annotation, biological process: regulation of cyclin-dependent protein serine/threonine kinase activity. The transcript has 5 exons. Gene Ontology annotation, molecular function: protein kinase binding.